UAAAACCAAACUCUACGUCUAAAGGAAUAAGACCUUGACCCUGGUGUUUUUUUUUGAAAAGGACCCUGGUGUUACUUGAUAUAACUUUGAAAGGUUUUUGUUUGGUAGUGCUUAUAAACCCAAACCAGACACAGGGAAGAAGAUCCCAUCGCCGAUUCAUUUGUAAACCGUCAUCGUUUCCACUCCCUCGCAGCUCAGCUACUUAACCGUUGUUUUGUUUAUCUCUCUCUGCUUUCAACACACAAAAAACCUUCCACUUUUCCUCAGAUCUUCAUCUUCCUCCUCCUGGCAACCUCUUGCGCGUUUAUGGUCCGAUAAGUUUCUAUAUAUGGUUUGUAGAAGGCUUUCAUAACUAGGACUGAAGUGAUCGGACUUGAGAAUCCCACUGGUAUAUUGAGGAUUUGGGGUCAUGUUGAGGGAUAUUGUAUUGCGAACGUCAACGAUAUAAACUCUUUCGUCGACAGGACUUUUAUUCGUUUGACAAGCAUAUCUGUUUCUUAUACGGAGGAUAUGUUCCUUGGUGAAGCAUAGCUUGUACAUAUAGUUUUGUGAGAAUAAAGCUAGAGAAUUUCCGAAUAUAAAUGGGGAUCAAUACUCGCAGUCUUACUACCAGAAAACCAAGUGAAAUUAUGAGGCUCUUUGUGACAACUUUUAUUGGAGUGGUUUUCGGCUUCUUUAUAGGAGUAUCAUUUCCCACAUUGUCAAUAACAAAGCUGAAUCUUCCUUCUGGUCUGCUUCCCUCCAUUGAUCUCUCGUACCUUGAAGACAGAUAUACAAGUCGACAUGCUUGGUCUUUUAUAAAUAAAAGUAACAGAAGUCCAUCUGUAGAUCACUCAUCAAAUGAUACAUCAAAGAUUUGGGUUCCAUCAAAUCCGAAAGGCGCAGAAAGAUUACCUCCUGGGAUUGUUGAACCUGAGACAGACUUUUAUUUGCGUAGAUUGUGGGGUAAGCCCAGUGAGGAUUUAACGUCCAAGCCAAAGUACCUUGUAACCUUCACUGUUGGCUAUGAUCAAAAGCAUAAUAUUGAUGCAGCUGUGAAAAAGUUCUCAGAGAACUUCACAAUCCUUCUAUUUCAUUAUGAUGGCCGAACCACUGAAUGGGAAGAGUUUGAAUGGUCAAAGAGGGCUAUUCAUGUGAGUGCUCGUAAACAGACCAAAUGGUGGUAUGCCAAGCGGUUUCUGCACCCUGACAUUGUGGCACCAUAUGACUAUAUAUUUAUAUGGGAUGAAGACCUGGGCGUUGAGCAUUUUAAUGCAGAAGCAUACUUAAAACUAGUGAGGAAGCAUGGCUUGGAGAUUUCACAGCCUGGUCUGGAACCUAAUAAAGGAUUGACAUGGCAAAUGACAAAAAGAAGAGGUGAUAGUGAAGUCCACAAAAUGACAGAGGAGAAACCGGGAUGGUGUUCUGAUCCUCAUUUGCCUCCUUGUGCAGCGUUUGUUGAGAUUAUGGCUCCAGUAUUUUCACGUGAUGCAUGGCGUUGUGUGUGGCAUAUGAUUCAGAAUGACUUGGUCCAUGGGUGGGGUCUUGAUUUUGCUCUUAGAAGAUGUGUUGAGCCUGCUCAUGAGAAGAUUGGAGUUGUUGAUUCUCAAUGGAUUGUUCACCAAGGUGUUCCCACACUAGGGAAUCAGGGUGAAUCGAAAACCGGUGGGAAACCAUGGCAGGGGGUGAGGGAGAGGUGUAAAAAGGAGUGGACCAUGUUCCAGAGUCGGUUGGCCUAUGCAGAAAACGCGUACUUCAAGUCCAUUGGAGUUGAUCUUUCUAACUCCACUGCUCAUUAGGGUACAACAGCCAGUGUUGACUUUUGUAUUUAAAAUAUACUCAUGUAACAUCUGUUACAUUACAUGCCAUUAAUAUCUAGAGUCCUAGCUAGGGGACCAAACUUUGAUUCAAUGUAGCAUUGAAGUUCUGAAAGUGAGUAGAAGUUAAAUAUUGCGGUGUAAGUAAUUUUGAAAAUGAUACCAUUUCAGUAGGAAAUGAAAAUUCCUGUCUCCCUUAAUUGGAAUUGGCAUGAAGCUCUUCAGGUAUGAGCAUCUUUAUCCAUCA
Molecule: messenger RNA, 2043 nt
Organism: Lotus japonicus
Lineage: Eukaryota; Viridiplantae; Streptophyta; Magnoliopsida; Fabales; Fabaceae
Exons: 16
Coding region: 582-1778 (398 amino acids)
Source: RefSeq, a predicted model, not a curated record